This is a messenger RNA of Protopolystoma xenopodis, 225 nucleotides long. The record is from the annotation of a GenBank genome assembly. NCBI's taxonomy places the organism in Eukaryota, Metazoa, Platyhelminthes, Monogenea, Polystomatidea, Polystomatidae.
AUGAUAUGCCUGACUAGGGGAGCUACGAACCAACGUACACAUGCACAACUGACUAUAACCUUCGGAUUAGGUGGUAUUGGCAACCUAAGAGACAAUCGCAUGAAGCGAUUCAGAACUGGAGAAGGGAAACGGUUCAUCUUCACACCAGUGGUUCCGAAUCAUGCCAGAUAUUUUGUCUCAGAGAAUGAGGGAGAAUGGGAUGGGGAUGAGAAGGAGCAUAAUUGA